AUGGUAGUGGAUGUAGGAGGUGGCAAGGGAGAAAUAAAAAUGAUUGAAAGCGAUGACAAAGUUUGUAGCUUCCAAGGAAAUGCAUCUACUACCACCACUGUGAUAGACAGCAAAAAUGGAUCUGUGCCCAAAUCCCCUGGGAAAGUGCUGAAGAGGACAGUCACAGAAGACAUCGUGACAACAUUCAGCUCUCCAGCAGCUUGGCUUCUGGUCAUCGCUCUGAUAAUCACAUGGUCAGCUGUUGCUGUUGUUAUGUUUGACCUAGUGGAUUACAAAAACUUUUCAGCAAGCUCUAUUUCCAAGAUUGGCUCAGAUCCUCUGAAACUUGUACAUGAUGCUGUGGAAGAAACCACCGACUGGGUCUAUGGCUUCUUUACUUUGUUGUCUGACAUCAUCUCGUCUGAGGGUGAUGAAGAAGAUGAUGAUGGGGAUGAGGACACUGAUAAAGGAGAAAUAGAGGAGCCUCCCUUGAAACAAAAAGAAAUACACAAAGACAAGACUGAAAAGCAGGAGAAACCUGAAAGGAAAAUAGUACCUAAAGUUACACACAAAGAAAAAGAAAAACCCAAAGAAAAAGAAAAAUCUGAAAAGAAAGCAACUCACAAGGAAAAAUUUGAGAAAAAAGAAAAACCAGACACAAAGCCAGUGGCAAAAGAAGAGAGGAAAACAAAGACUGAAGAGAAGAUUAAAAAGGAAGUGAAAGGUGGGAAACAAGAGAAAGUGAAGCAAACAGCUGCAAAAGUCAAAGAAGUACAGAGACCAUCACCUAAGCCCAAGGAGAAGGAGGGAAAAGAGACCGCAGCUGUGUCCAAGCAUGAACAGAAAGAUCAGUAUGCAUUCUGUCGAUAUAUGAUUGACAUGUUUGUCCAUGGGGAUUUAAAACCAGGACAAAGCCCAGCUAUACCACCUCCAUUACCAACAGAGCAAGCUUCCAGACCCACUCCAGCAUCACCUACUCCUGAAGGCAAAGAGGAAGAGGAAAGGAAGAAAGCUGAGAAGAAAGUGACUUCUGAAACAAAAAAGAAAGAAAAAGAAGAUGUCAAAAAGAAAACUGACAAGGAAACUGCCAUCGAUGUCCAAAAAAAAGAGCCAGGGAAAGCUCCUGAAACCAAACAAGGGACUACAAAAGUUGCAGCACAAGCAACAGCCAAAAAAGAUGAAAAGAAGGAAGAUUCUAAGAAAACAAAAACAACUAUAGAAGAACAACCCAAAGGAAAAAAACAGGAAAAGAAAGACAAACAUGUGGAACCAGCAAAGUCAUCAAAGAAGGAACACUCAGCUCCAAGUGAAAAGCAAAUAAAAGCAAAAACUGAACGAGCCAAAGAGGCUGGUGCUGCCUCAACUAAAAAAGCUGUACCUGGAAAGAAGGAAGAGAAAACAACCAAGACAGUGGAGCAAGAAAUUAGAAAAGAAAAAUCCGGGAAGACUUCCUCAGUUUUGAAGGAUAAAGAGCCUAUUAAGGGGAAAGAAGUAAAGCUUCCAGUUUCCCUAAAGCAAAAAGAACCUGAAAUUAAAAAAGAUGAAAAGAUACCCAAAGCAGGCAAAGAAGUCAAGCCUAAGCCUUCACAGCCACAAGUAAAAAAAGAAGAAAAACCAGAGUCACAAGUUAAAAAGGAAACAAAACCAGAACAGGACAGAGCAAAACCGGGAAAGACUGUUUCUCAUGGUAAAGCAGAAGAAAAAGUCGUCAAGCAGGUAAAAGCUACCACAAUAGAAAAAACAGAAAAACCUGAACAUCAAGAAAAAGAAUCUCCAUCUAUAAAAACAGACAAACCCAAAUCAACUUCAAAGGAAACAUCAGAAGUCACAGAAUCAGGGAAGAAGAAAAUUGAAAAACCUGAAAAAGAGAGUAAAGGUAAAGAUGAUAUUUAA
This is a messenger RNA of Hyaena hyaena (striped hyena), 1872 nucleotides long. It is a transcript of the gene TRDN, whose product is annotated as triadin. The record is from RefSeq and is a predicted model, not a curated record. Bases 1 to 1872 code for a protein of 623 amino acids. Lineage: Eukaryota; Metazoa; Chordata; Mammalia; Carnivora; Hyaenidae. The transcript has 34 exons. Gene Ontology annotation, cellular component: sarcoplasmic reticulum; membrane. Gene Ontology annotation, molecular function: signaling receptor binding.